AAAUUUCCUUAAUUUUUAAACAAUAUACAUAACCGCGUGACGAACGUGUUACACCUUCAUGGUGCCUUCAGCACUUGACAGGAGUCUGUUGGCAUGUUGCGGACGGGGCUCUGCCUGCUGCGGGCAGUGCGGCCGCGGCCAGCCAGAGCCGCACGCGCCGCCUCCUCCCAGGCACCACUGGCUGGUGUUACGGUGGUGGACAUGACGCGCGUGCUGGCCGGUCCCUUCUGCACCAUGCUGCUGGCCGACCUGGGCGCUGACGUCAUCAAGAUCGAGCGGCCCGAGCGCGGCGACGACACGCGCGCCUGGGGCCCGCCCUUCGUCGGCGACCAGAGUUGCUACUUCGUCUCCAUCAACCGGAGCAAGCGCAGCGUCGCCGUCAACAUCGCCACGCCCGAGGGCCAGAACAUUGUGCGCCAGCUGGCCAAAAAGGCGGACGUGCUGGUCGAGAAUUUCUUGCCCGGCAAGAUGGCCGCGCUGGGACUCGACUACGCGCGGCUGCACGCGCUCAACGACACCCUCAUCUACUGCUCCAUCUCCGGCUACGGCCAGACGGGUCCGUACGCGGCGCGACCCGGCUAUGACGUGAUCGCCGCCUCGCUGGGCGGCCUGCUGCACAUCACUGGCGACGAGGACGGCCCGCCGGCCAAGGUGGGCGUGGCCAUGACUGACCUGGCCACGGGCCUGUACGCCCACGGCGCCAUCAUGGCCGCCCUGCUGCAGCGGUACCGCGACGGCGAGGGCCAGCACGUGCUCUGCGACCUGCUGUCGUCGCAGGUGGCGUGCCUCGCCAACCUGGCCUCCAACUACCUGAACGGCGGCCAGGAGGCGCGCCGGCUCGGCACGGCGCACGAGAGCAUCGUGCCGUACCAGAUGUUCCGCACGCGCGACUCGCACCUGACGCUCGGCGCCGGCAACAGCGCCCAGUUUACCGACCUCUGCGUCAAGCUGGGCCUGCCGCGGCUGCUCGAGGACGAGCGGUUCGCCUCGAACGAGCUGCGCGUGCGACACCGGCAUGAGCUGGUGCCGGUGCUGGAGGCGCGGCUGGCCGAGUGCACCACCGCUGAAUGGCUGCGCGUGCUGGAUGGCAGCGCCUUCCCCUACGGCCCCGUCAACAACAUGGAGCAGGUGUUCAGCGACCCGCAGGUGCUGCACAACGGCCUGGUGGAGGAGGUGGACCACCCGACGGCCGGCCGUCUGCGCGUAGUGGCGCCGCCCGUGAGCUACAGCAAGGCUGAGAACCGCGUGCGCGCGCCACCACCGCUGCUCGGCCAGCACACGGACGAGGUGCUGCGCCAGUUCAUGGCGCUCGACGACCACCGGCUGGCCGAACUGCGCCAGCGCGGCGUCAUCCAGUGACACCCGUCGCGGUCGGCGGGGGCUGCGGACGGCAGACGGGGCAUGGCGAGUUUGGCGAUCACUGAUGGCGGCGGGUCGGGCUCGGCGAGGACUUUCAGUAACCGCUGUCCUCGCGUGCUGACGCCUCAGAGUGGACAUCCAGUGGCUUCUAACGGUAGCCAUUGGAUGCUGCUGCGGGUGGUGACUGUUGGCGGUAGAUGCCAGAUAGUGGCUGCUGCAUUCGUCAGUAUAUCCUGACAGUGGGUAGUGCCUACUGACAGUAAACAGUGACUCUUGACAAUGAGAAAUGACUGGUGAAGGUGGGCAUCGACUGGGCGUGAGUGGGAAACGGAGCGAUGCUGCCUGGUGGGACGGUGGCUCCAUCUUUUCGAGCAAGACAGCCGCCACCCCAGAGACUGCGAGUACAGCGGGGUACCCUCUUGCUCACCUUGUUGGUCGGACCAGGAUUGUAAGAUGCAAAACAUUGACUGAUGUCGCGUUAGAGGGGACGAGUGAUUAACCCUCGCCUCGAUUCGCCGAUUUUCAUAACGCGAACUGAUGGGGUGAGGAGGGAAGUCGAUGCGACCCCCUGUCAUUUCCAAACUAAUGAAGAUCUCACGACUGGUACUCAUUUUUGUGUAAGUCAAUAAUUGACACCAUUAUGUCAAGUCAAGAGCAGCUAUUCGUUGAAAGCGCGUUUUUAAGAUUUGCAUAAUUAAUACGAGACUAUGCCUCGUGACAAUACAUAGCAUAAACAGA
Molecule: messenger RNA, 2097 nt
Organism: Pollicipes pollicipes
Lineage: Eukaryota; Metazoa; Arthropoda; Thecostraca; Pollicipedomorpha; Pollicipedidae
Product: succinate--hydroxymethylglutarate CoA-transferase
Exons: 3
Coding region: 94-1359 (421 amino acids)
Cellular component (GO): mitochondrion
Molecular function (GO): succinate-hydroxymethylglutarate CoA-transferase activity
Source: RefSeq, a predicted model, not a curated record